Notolabrus celidotus (New Zealand spotty) is the source of this 5613-nucleotide messenger RNA. RefSeq names its product synaptotagmin-like 5 (gene sytl5). Gene Ontology annotation, biological process: intracellular protein transport; exocytosis. The transcript has 20 exons. Lineage: Eukaryota; Metazoa; Chordata; Actinopteri; Labriformes; Labridae. Bases 284 to 2455 code for a protein of 723 amino acids. Gene Ontology annotation, cellular component: exocytic vesicle; plasma membrane. Gene Ontology annotation, molecular function: neurexin family protein binding; small GTPase binding; phospholipid binding. The record is from RefSeq and is a predicted model, not a curated record.
CCGAGACGCACCAACACACUCACGUACGGUGCUGAUCCCCGGACUGACUCCCUCCAGCCCGCCGUGCUCCCCUGCCGGCUCCUCGUCACUCUCCGCCGGCUGCAGGUGGGGGUCUGCCUUUUCCACCAUCACGACCACGAUCCCGGAGGAUUCGUCACACACAGCGGGACCAGACAGCCCACUUCCCGGGUUUCCUGUGAGAGGUCCUUCUUUUCAGCUGCCCCAAAAAACAGAAGAUUAGAGGAGGGGACACUGGAGGGACAGCGGUAAGACUGAGGGACCAAUGGAGCAGAUAGGGGAGGAUCUGAACCUUGCUUUCCUGCUGGAACAUGAAAGAGAUAUGAUCCUGAAGGUGCUGCAGAAAGAUGAGAAACUAAGGAAACGUGAGGAGAAGAGGAUACGGAAACUGAAGAAUGAGCUGCUGGAGAUCAAACGAAAAGGCUCCCGUCGGCCUCAGGAGCUGGGGGAGCGACAGUGUGCUCGCUGCCUCAAGAAUUUGGGCCUGAUAUUUGACCGAGGAGAUCUCUGCGAGGAGUGUCAGCUGCGCGUCUGCGGCGAGUGCCGUGUUAAAGCACCCCAAUCUCGGCACUGGAAAUGCAACGUCUGUGCCAAGAUCUCGGAGCUGAAGGUGGUAACAGGAGAGUGGUUCCUGGAGGAGCGGUCAAAGCGCUUUGAGCAAGAAGGCCUGUGCACUGAUGUGGUCAAACACAGAAUUAUGAAUAGCCCACUCAUCGUCAAAAAGUCAACAGAAAACCUGUCAGCUGCUUCUGAGUCAGAGAGAGCCGACUCUCCAAAAUCACAUAAGAGUGGAUUACUCAGGAAAGGGAGGAUGAAGAUGGAUAAAAAGGGCAGCCGAUCUCCCUUAAAGCCAGAGAAUGGCGUCGACAGUCCAAGUUCUAAAUCUCCGUCAGAUGGAGAUGCUCAAAGCCUACUAAGUGUUCGCUCGGCUGCGACUCUACAUUCAAACAGGGGUGGUGCUGUGGCCUUGGAGUCCUCAGGAUUACCCACGAUCCCCAACAACCUUCGUUCUCAAACUGCAGAUAAAUCCCAAACUUCCAACAACAACCGGAGGGUCAGGCCUGAUGGAGCAGAGAGCGUAGCCAGUUUACACUCCAGUGACAGCACACCUGAGAAAAAAACUCCCACACAUUACAGGAGGAGCUCAGGAGCCCCAACCAUCUCUGUGUCCAAGGCCUCUGUGUCAUCAGAUCUCAGUCGCUCAGAGAUGGACCUGUCAGUUCCUGGUUCUGAACUAAGUGAUGACGCCUUUAGUCACAGAAGGCAUUCAAUUCCUACUGAGACAGACUUUACUGAUGAUGAUACGGAGGAAGACAUUGAUGCUCUGAUGUCAGCCCACGGAAAGGAUGCCAAGCAACGCCCUAGCAUUGCCAUGUCACUGGACAGGAGAAUGGAAAUGAGUAGCAUAAACAGCAUGUUGAGCAUGUACAGUGAAUCCGGUGACUAUGGCAACGCCAGGGUGAGCGGCGAGAUCCUGCUGAACAUCAGCUACAGCUACAAAACCGGUGCCCUCAACGUCCUGGUGAGGGAGUGUCACAACCUGGCAACAGGAGACGAGAAGAAGCAACGCACAGACGCGUAUGUGAAGACUUACCUGCUCCCAGAUGUAUCCCGUCAGAGCAAGAGGAAGACCAGCGUCAAAGCCAACUCCAUUAAUCCGGUCUUCAAUGAGAAUCUGAGGUACGUGAUCAGCCACUCACAGCUGGAGACCAGAACCCUGCAGAUUUCUGUGUGGCACAAUGACCGCUUCGGACAGAACAGCUUCUUGGGAGAGGUGGAGCUGACCUUUGACUCCUGGGAGUUUGAUACCCAGAUAGAGGAGUGGUACGCUCUGCAGCCUAAGGUUAGCAGCAUGGACUCCACAAUGCCGUACAAAGGAGAACUGACAGUUGUGUUGAAGUACAUACCUGGAGCAAAGAACGUCAUGCCUCUGGAAGAUGUACCAGUGAAGAAAGGGUUCCUGAAAAGCAAGAAGGCGGCCAAUUUCACUCUGCCUGAAGGGGGCAUGGUAGAGCUGCUAGUGAAAGGAGCAAAAAAUCUCACUGCUGUCAAGUCUGGAGGAACUUCAGAUCCUUUCGUGAAAGGAUACCUUCUCCCUGACAACAACAAGUCAACUAAGCACAAGACAGCGGUGGAGCGUCGCACUGUGAACCCACAGUGGAACCACACCUUCACCUACUGUGGCCUGCAGCCAGACGACCUCAACAACAUCUGCCUGGAGCUCACCGUGUGGGACAAAGAAGCUCUGGCCAGCAAUAUCUUCUUAGGAGGAUUGAGGCUGGGAUCUGGAUCAGGCAAAAGCUACGGGAACGAGGUAGACUGGAUGGACUCAUUCGGGGAGGAACAGCGGCUGUGGCAACGCAUGGUUGAAAACCCAGAAGUCCCUCAGGAGUGUACUCUGAUGCUGCGAUCAAGCAUGGGCAGGUGCAACACAUGAGCUGGGUUUCGAAGCUCAGAGGAGAGAGAGUGAGAAAAGAGAAAUACAGAGGGGGAGAAGAAAGAGAAGAAUUUAUGUGAAGGCAUGAGGAGAGAGAUGGGGAAAGUGGGACGGUCAAGAAAAAGAAAAAACAAACACUGACUCAAACGCUCGUACAGGAACAAAGACCGUCCUCUUAUCCCUCUCCCUUGUUUGAUCCCUACUCCCUACUUUAGUGUAGAACAGCCAGUCAUGCCUUACACUCUCAUCCACAUGUGCCCGCCCCCCCCUCCAACGUGUCUCAUUUUGACCAAGCACUGCUGUUCUCUGCUGUAUUUGAAGAUGAUGUUGCGUAUUACUCAACGAAUAAGCACAGUGUGAGUCCUGAUGUGUCCAUCCGUGUCUCUGUGAUUCAUGAGACAGAGUCGUACAAACAUGUGGAGAGCGGUUUGUAAGACAUCAGAAGAGGCUCUGAUCAAAAGCUUAAAGUCUUAGAUAUUCCCUUUACACCAAACAGGCUGCUUCCUGGUUUAAAGCACAUGACAAUGCUGAGAUUCCUCCCUUAUCAAACAGUGUGUGUAGAGCUGGAGAGCGAGUAUAGUUCUUGAGCUCAGAACGAACAGGAUGAUCAAGCGUUAGAUACUACGUAAGUGAAAAUGUAAUCAUAGCACUUUGAAGACUUUUAUGAUUCAUGUGGAAGGACCUCUCUAUUUUAUCUCGUUCUUUAGUGGUGGCCAGUAAAAGUCCAACCUCAUAAACCUUCGACUAAAGAAUACAUUUUAUGGCUUCCAGUUUAACCAGAGGUUAGAUAAAGAACAUCCAAAUAAGACUUCCUUUCCUGUGUGCUGCUUUGUUUACUGUCUAACGACCUGCUUGAGAUGUGAGAGUGGAGCUGGAGUCGAAAGGCCACGUCCAUGCGUGGAUUUUUAGCUGCACUUGCAUGUUGAUGUUUGUUUGUUACGUUUGAUAAAAAGCUACAUUGUCAUUGAAAGACAGUCAAAGGUUCUGGCAUCGCAACCUGGGCCGAUGCCUUCUUUUCUUUUGCUCUCCACACAAAAAUAUUUUCCUGUUUAACAAUCAAAACCCACUGAAACACUACUGGACAAUUAAACUCUACAAGUUAUACAAGACCACACCUCAACCACGCCUCUUCCAGCACUCUUAGGCUACGUUCACACCGCAAGGCUUAAUGCUCAAUUCAGAUUGUUUUGCUCAGAUCCGAUUUUUUGUUUGUCUGUUCACAUUACCGCCGCGCAGAAUUGUGACGUAUGUCGCUAUAAAGUUUGUUGUGAUGAAACCAGAGCGGAGAAGAUUAGCCUGAUAAUAACCAAAAUGGUAACUGGAGGUAUGCUCCCAUUAAGUUAUGUGGAAGGAGAAGGCUUCGAAGAGCUGAUUGCGUUAGUCGAGCCCGAGUACAAGCUACCAUCACAGAGAACAACUACGAGAGUGGAAAAGAUGUAUGAAGAAAAGGCAGCUGAACUUACUACAACUCUGGUCUGGUAGGUCUGUGUCCGAGACUUUUAUUUAUUUAUUUUUGUUUACGGUUAAAAAAAAUUAAUAAUUGCGAGUACUCAAGUAAUCGUUCAUUAGGAAAUUUGAGUAAUCGAUUACAAGGAUUAAGGUAAAUUCCCAUCACACCCAAUGGUGUGGUCCUUGCUAGUGAAUUCAGGUAGAAAUGGAAACGCGACUCCUGAUGCCCCAAGUUGAGUCAUUUUCCCACAGAUGGUGCAUUUUUGUCAGAAUGAGUGAGAAGAGAGGAGUCAAGUUUCAUCACUCCCCCAAGUACUAAACAGUCGUCAUCCACAAGAUGUUUUUAAAGAUCAGUUUAUGAAGGAAAGUAUUAUCAAAGUACCUCUGUUUCUCUGCUUCACUGAUUACAGUCCCACUUCAGCUGAAGUAUAAAUAAUGAGUUUAAAAUACUCAAACACAAAGACAGCAACCAUCUGUGCAAGAAGCCCCAUCUUACAGCAACAGGAAGUGAGUUCAGUUACAGAUUUUUGGUAUUUAUUCAUAUACUAGAAUAUGUUUAUGAAGAUUUUAAAAGUUACUUUUUGCCAAUGUAUAGUUUAAUUUAAACUCACGUUGGCCAUACAUUUGCAAAUAAAAACACAUUACAUACCAUUCCCCUGGCAAGUGAAAUUCUCAUACAUCCUGCUUUUUAAUUAAUUAUUGAUCCAAGCUUUUUUAUGUUGUGGGGAAAAAAGAUAUGUCUAGGAUAGCGGAGCUUAAGGCUUUUAAUGAGCUUCUCAAUCUGGUGGAUAUGUCGGCUGGUAACUGGAUUGUACUAAGUUUCCAAUAAUCUUAAAGAAACCAGUUCAAGAAACAGAGCUAAUUAAGUGGAAGAAGACUAAAGUAGCCAUUAGCAUUGCUGCAGAUUCAUGUUGUUGCUUGAUCAAUGUAAAGAUAAAUUGUUUGAAGUUUUCUUUCUGUUAUUACAAAUCAUAAAAAUCAACUCUCUGUACUUCACAGAAAGUUUUAGAUCUUGAAAAAAUGUGCUUGCAGUAAAAAGAAAAUCUUGACAAUACACAUUUAGAGUAGCUUAAAUGUAAAUUACAUAGCACUGUAUCAGUGUGAUGAUAGAAGCUGCAUGGUUUAGAUGAAUGUUAGAAGAACAAAAGGUUAUAUAAAGCACUGAUAUUGACAUCACUUUUAAUUCAGACGAGGAGGUGUGACUUAAAGUGUGUUCCCAGGAACCUUGAGACAGCUGUGUGUUACAGAGUGAGUCAGCACUGAGCUUUUCUUCUCAGGGGGAGCCUAAUAAUGAGUCAGUGACAGAAACCUUGUCCCUGUCGCUCCAAGCUCUGAGAUCCGCCACCCUGCAAUGAAUCACGCUAUUCACAAAAAGCAAACUGGAGUUAAAAUCCUGUACAAUCAUUUUUCAUAUGGUAUGCCAAUUUUGUCUGCUUGUCCUUGUUCCCCAAUCCCCCCCGUCCCCCCCUAGUCUGAAACAACAGGAGCAACACAGCUUCUCAUUGCACAACUGUAGUAAUAACUCAUGGUGUUAACUGUACUUCAUACUUUAGACAAGAGGCUUGUGCAAUACCUGAAGAAACUCUUGAUGUACAGCAUGUACUAUCUUUCUAGUGUCUGGUUUCCAAGCAUCAAACUCAUGUAUUCAAGCCUCUUUUGUCCCAAAUGUGUUACAGAAAUAUUUUCAAAUAAACACAUCUUUCCAUAGA